AUGGGGAAGCCGUCGCUCAAGAAGAAGAGGGCCUCCUCCGGCAAGGCCGGCGGCGGGGACCACCACCAUGGGGCCGGCGCCAAGCCGGGGGCGCUGGAGCGAUCGGGCUCCAAGGUGCUCGACGGCGACGACACCAUCUUCGCGGAGAUGGCGCAGGAGCUGCGGGAGGAGGGGAACAAGCUCUUCCAGCGCCGGGACUACGAGCGCGCCCUCCUCAACUACGAGAAGGCUGUCAGGCUGCUCCCCGCCGGGCCCCCCUCCGCCGCCCUCGACGCCGCCUACCUCCACAGCAACCUCGCCGCCUGCUACAUGCAGAUGAGCCCCCCCGACCACUACCGCGCCAUCAACGAGUGCAACCUCGCCCUCGAUGCCUCCCCGAAGUACUCCAAGGCGCUGCUCAAGCGGGCCCGCUGCUUCGAGGCGCUCGGCCGCCUCGACCUCGCCGCCCGGGAUGUCGACAGGGUGCUGGCCGCCGAGCCGGGGAAUCUGACGGCGCUCGACGUCGCCGACAGGGUCAGGCGGACCAUGGAGGAGAAGGGGUUUGUUGUGGACGGGGAGGCCGUCAUGCCCACGCCCGAGGAGGUGGUCGCCGCCGCGCCCAAGCAGCAGCCGAAGCCCAGGAAGAAGAAGGGGAGGAAGGCGGCCGCCAAGGCUGCCGCUGCCGCCGUGGAGGAGCAGGGGGAGGAGAAGGCGGCCGAGCCUGUCAAGGAGGCCGAGGAGCCGCCCAGGCAGGUCAAGCUCGUGUUCAGCGAGGACAUCCGGUGGGCUCAGGUGCCGGCGACCUGCAGCAUGGCCCAGCUGCGGGAGGCCGUCCGUGGAAAGUUCCCGGGACUCAAGGCUGUUCUUGUCAAGUACAAGGACAAGGAGGGCGACCUUGUCACCAUCACCAACCAGGACGAGCUCAAAUGGGCCGAAGACUUGACUGAGCCAGGGAGCUCGCUUCGGCUCUAUGUCACCGAAGCUGACCCGGAGCAUGAGCCUUAUGUUGAGGAUACCAGUAGCAACCCGCUGGACAGAAAUACGCACAACGCGUCGGACAAUGGAAGCAUCAGAAGCAACAGGCAGGAUGAGGACAGGAGCACCGUGACUUACAUUGAUGAUUGGAUUAUGCAGUUCGCUCGCCUUUUCAAGAACCAUGUCGGGGUCAGCUCCGAUGAGUAUCUCGACCUCCAUGAGGUCAGUAUGAAGCUGUACACCGAUGCCAUUGAAGACACCAUUACUACCGACGAAGCCCAGGAGGUGUUUCAGCUUGCUGAGGGGAACUUCCAGGAGAUGGCAGCGCUUGCGUUUUUCCACUGGGGUAAUGUGCACAUGUCUCGUGCUAGGAAGAGGCUGCUCUUACCCGAAGACUCUCCAAAGGAAUUGGUGCUUGAGAAAGUCAAGGAAGCGUACGAGUGGGCAAAGGAAGAGUACAAGAAGGCCGGGAAGACAUACGAAGAAGCUGUAAGGGCCAAGCCGGACUUUUUCGAAGGUUUCCUUGCACUUGCACACCAACAGUUUGAGCAAGCAAAGCUGUCAUGGUAUUAUGCUAUCGGUACCAAUGCGGAUCUAGACACAUGGCCUUCCUCUGAAGUCUUGGAGCUCUUCAAUAGAGCUGAGGAUAACAUGGAGAAGGGUACAGAGAUGUGGGAGGAAGUGGAAGAACAGCGCCUGAAGAAUCGAUCCAAACCUAGCCAGGAAAAUGCCGUGCUAGAGAAGAUGGGCAUGGAGGAGUAUAUCAAAGAUGUAUCCACUGAUGACGCUGCUGAACGGGCUUCCAAUAUGAGGUCUCAGAUCAAUAUUCUGUGGGGUAUGCUGCUUUAUGAGCGCUCGGUUGUGGAGUUUAAAUUAGGACUGCCAGCGUGGGAGGAUUGUCUGAUGGCAGCAAUUGAGAAGUUUAAACUUGGAGGAGCUUCAGCUACAAACAUUGCUGUGUUGGUGAAGAACCACUGUGCAAAUGAAACUGCCCAGGAUGGUUUGGGCUUCAAUGUCGAUGAAAUUGUGCAAGCCUGGAAUGAGAUGUACGACAUUAAACGGUGGCUGCGUGGUGCUCCAUCCUUCCGUCUCGAGCCAUUAUUUAGGCGGAGAACUCCGCAACUGCAUAUGGCACUGGAGCAUAUAUAG
Molecule: messenger RNA, 2103 nt
Organism: Triticum turgidum subsp. durum (durum wheat)
Lineage: Eukaryota; Viridiplantae; Streptophyta; Magnoliopsida; Poales; Poaceae
Source: the annotation of a GenBank genome assembly